Molecule: messenger RNA, 3081 nt
Organism: Aspergillus terreus NIH2624
Lineage: Eukaryota; Fungi; Ascomycota; Eurotiomycetes; Eurotiales; Aspergillaceae
Gene: spt16
Product: chromatin-remodeling protein SPT16
Exons: 7
Coding region: 1-3081 (1026 amino acids)
Biological process (GO): positive regulation of transcription elongation by RNA polymerase II; transcription elongation by RNA polymerase II
Cellular component (GO): FACT complex
Molecular function (GO): nucleosome binding
Source: RefSeq, a predicted model, not a curated record
AUGUCCGAAGAGAUCGUUAUCGAUAAAAAUGCUUUCUUCAAUCGAUUGUCGAGCUUCUACUCGGCAUGGAAAGCAGACAAGCGAUCCAGCCAUGGCUUGUUCGGCGGUGUUGGAUCCAUCGUGAUUCUGAUGGGAAAGACCGAUGAGGCCAACAGCUUCCAGAAGAACAAUGCGAUGCAUUUCUGGCUUCUCGGUUAUGAAUUCCCAGCCACGCUUAUGGUGUUCACCACCGAGACGAUGUACGUCGUGACAACGGCAAAGAAAGCCAAACACCUUGAGCCCCUUAAGGGUGGAAAAAUUCCUGUCGAAAUCCUGGUUACUACGAAAGAUCAGGACGAGAAAACGAAAAUCUUUGAAAAGUGUCUGGAGAUCAUCAAAAGCUCCGGUAACAAAGUCGGCGUCCUCCCAAAAGACACAACCACCGGUCCAUUCGCAGAGGACUGGAAACGCGCCUUUGCAAACAUUUCGAAGGAUAUCGAAGAGGUCGACAUCGCACCUGCUCUUUCAUCGGCCGCUUUUUCUGUGAAGGACACGGAUGAGCUGGUGUCAAUUCGGAAUGCAUCGAGAGCAUGCAGCGGCUUGAUGUCGGAAUACUUCGUCGACGAGAUGUCUCGCCUUCUGGACGAAGAAAAGCAGAUGACCCAUAAAGCUCUUUCGAUGCGAAUCGACGCGAAGAUCGACGACGAGAAGUUUUUCAAAAAGCUAGCGAAGCUACCAGCUGAAUUUGACCCCCGCCAGAUUGACUGGGCAUAUGGGCCGGUUAUUCAGAGUGGCGGAAAGUACGAUCUCAAACUCACAGCUGUGCCCGAUAGCAACAACCUCCAGCCUGGAAUCAUCAUCGCCGGUUUCGGAAUCCGGUACAAAACGUACAGUUCGAUCAUUGCGCGUACUUACCUAGUCGAUCCUACCAAGUCUCAGGAAGCGAACUAUGCCUUCCUUUUGAAUCUGCAUGAAACGGUUAUCAAGGAUGUUCGCGAUGGCACAGUAGCCAAGGACCUGUACAACAAGGCGAUCGGUCUGGUCAAAUCCAAGAAGCCUGAUCUGGAGCCGUACUUCGUCAAAAGCGUUGGCGCCGGCAUCGGCAUUGAACUGCGAGAUUCAAACAUGGUACUCAACAACAAGAACAACCGUGUGCUGAAGAGUGGCAUGACGCUUUCAAUCACGGUUGGGUUGGCUGGUGUCGGAGACCCCGAUUCGAAGGACAAGAAGAACGCUGUCUACUCUAUGGUCAUCACAGACACGGUCCGUGUUGGGGAAAAUGGCCCGCAUGUGUUCACUAAAGAUGCUGGGAUCGACAUGGACUCAGUAUCUUUCUACUUUGGCGAUGAAGAGGAGCCCCAGAAACCUGCCAAGGAAAAGAAGGAAGUGAAAUCCAGCGCCAUUGCCAGCAGAAAUGUUACGCGGACAAAGCUUCGAGCUGAGCGACCUACCCAAGUGAACGAAGGUGCUGAAGCACGUCGUCGGGAGCACCAGAAAGAACUGGCCGCAAAGAAAACCAAAGAAGGGCUCGACCGGUUUGCCGGGACUACCGGUGACGAAAACGGAGUCACUCAAAAGAAAUUCAAGCGCUUUGAGUCCUACAAGCGAGAUAACCAGCUCCCAGCUAAGGUCAAGGACUUGACUAUCUACGUUGAUCACAAAACAUCGACCGUGAUUGUUCCAAUUAUGGGUCGACCCGUGCCUUUCCAUAUCAACACGAUCAAAAACGCCAGUAAGAGUGAUGAAGGAGAGUACGCUUACCUGCGGAUCAACUUUCUUUCCCCGGGACAGGGUGUUGGGCGGAAGGACGACCAACCUUUCGAAGACUUGUCUGCCCAUUUCCUGCGGAACUUGACCCUGCGGUCUAAGGACAACAACCGACUUGCGCAGGUUGCGCAGGACAUCACUGAACUUCGGAAGAAUGCUCUCAGGCGUGAACAGGAGAAGAAGGAGAUGGAAGAUGUGGUCGAGCAAGAUAAGCUUGUCGAAAUCCGAACUAACCGUGCAAAAGACCGGCGCCCUGUCAAACUUCCUGAUGUCUACCUCCGCCCUCCCUUGGAUGGGAAACGAGUGCCUGGUGAAGUUGAGAUCCAUCAAAAUGGUCUCCGGUAUAUGUCUCCUUUCCGGAACGAACAUGUUGAUGUUCUUUUCAGCAACGUCAAGCAUCUUUUCUUCCAACCCUGUGCUCAUGAAUUGAUCGUUCUCAUUCAUGUGCACCUGAAGACACCGAUCAUGAUUGGAAAGAGGAAGACCAGAGACGUUCAGUUCUACCGAGAGGCGACUGAGAUGCAGUUUGACGAAACUGGCAACCGCCGACGGAAGCACCGCUACGGAGAUGAAGAGGAGUUCGAGGCGGAGCAAGAAGAAAGACGCCGGAGAGCCGCAUUGGACCGCGAAUUCAAGGCCUUUGCUGAGAAAAUCGCUGACGCCGGGAAAGACGAGGGUGUGGAUGUUGAUAUUCCAUUCCGAGAGAUUGGGUUUACUGGUGUUCCCAACCGCUCGAAUGUAUUGAUUCAGCCCACCACAGACGCUCUGGUUCAACUGACUGAACCUCCUUUCCUUGUGAUCACAUUGAACGAGAUCGAAAUUGCUCAUCUCGAAAGAGUCCAGUUUGGUCUGAAAAACUUCGAUCUAGUCUUUGUCUUGAAGGACUUCCACCGGCCUCCUGUGCACAUUAACACGAUUCCUGUCGAAGCUCUGGAGGGUGUGAAGGACUGGCUCGACUCGGUUGACAUUGCAUUUACUGAAGGUCCCUUGAACCUCAACUGGACGACCAUCAUGAAGACCGUGGUGAGUGAUCCGUAUGGCUUCUUUGCCGACGGAGGUUGGUCUUUCCUUGCUGCGGAAUCCGAUUCCGAAGAUGGUGAUGAAGAGGAAGAGGAGUCUGCGUUCGAGCUGUCUGAAUCCGAACUGGCUGCGGCAGACGAGAGCUCAGAAGACGACAGUGAAUUCGAUGACGAUGCGAGCGCUGAGGCAAGUGAGGAUUUCAGUGCCGAUGAGGAGAGUGGCGAGGAUUGGGACGAACUUGAAAAGAAAGCCAAAAAGAAGGACCGUGAAGGCGGCCUGGAUGAUGAGGAUCGCGGUAAGAAACGGAAGCGGUGA